UGCCAGCGAUUGCCAGGUGCUUGUGCCAAGUUGUUUGGAUUGAGAUGUGAUCAGUGCAAGGUCGCCAAUUUACCUCUCGGCUUCCAGUUAUCUUUACAAGAAGAACCCUAGAAGACGAAAGAAAUAUUUUUCUAAAAUAGUGGAGGAGUCAAGCCAGCUCCUAUCAGUGAGUGUUUGGAGUUUAACACCAAACCCUGUUCAAAAACACAGGAUCUGCAGUUAUCAGUAAAUAUGUCUGUUCCUCCUCGUCCUGAUCCACCCAUUGUUGGUAAGGUGACUCAUAACAGCAUAGAGCUGUACUGGAGAGCUCCUGAAGUUGUUGAUCAAGGCAAGGGAGACAGCCGGUUGAGAUAUUGUAUUCAAGAAGAGGAACUGGGCCCAAGGUCCAGAGGAUUUGGCAAUGUCUAUUCAGGUUACAGUAAAAUGAAUGUUUUUGAAGGUCUGGAGGCUCGCACACAGUACCGAUACAGACUGAAGUGUAUGAAUGAUUUUGGUUCAAGUGCCUGGAGUGCUGUUGUCACUGUGUCAACCACAAAGAAACCUCAAACCAGUGAAGAUCUCCAGAGGGCUGUCACUAAGGGAGAUGUGGAGACUGUCAGAAAUAUUCUGCCUGGACUUAGCUGGCAAGCAGUUGAUUCCCCCGACAAGUUUGGUUUAUCACCACUCAUGAUUGCAGCCCAAAAAGGUUAUGUAGAUGUGGCACGAGUUUUGCUGGAAACUGGCGCAGAUGUGAACUUUCAAAGCAGCAGUGGAAAAACAGCCUUGAUGAUGGCUUGCUUCUCAGGAAAUGUGGAGGUUGCGCAGCUGUUAAAACAACAUAAGGCUGACUGGGAUUUAGUGGACAGGACAGGUUCAACAGCUCUUCACUGGGCGGUCGACGGAGCCAAUUUGGAUAUGAUCCGCUGGAUGCUUCAAGAUGGCUGCCGAGUGGACGUCAAAGACGAAACGUCAGGCUGGACUCCUCUGAUGAGAGUAGCAGCUGUGAGCGGUAAUGUGAACGUUGCCAAGGUACUGAUACAUCAUGGGGCCAAUGUGCACACAAUGGACAAAGAAGGGAAAACGACUCUGAUGAACGCUGCACUUAAUGGCUUUGAAGCGCUUGUUAAGCUUCUCGUUAAAAAGGGUGUCCCUGUCAAGCUGAAAUCAGAGCACGGCAAAACGGCGCUGGAUUUUGCCAGGUCUUUUGAACACGAAAGGGUGACUCACUUUCUGCAAGAGCAUGUAGAGGCUUUGAGGAAGGCUGACAACGAACGCAAAUUGGCUGAAGCGAAGGAAAGAAGGCACAGCCGAGAGCGGAUUGAAAGUCAUGGCUUAAAAUCUGUUACAAACGGUGCACAGAAUGGAACAUCAGAGGCGGUUGUGUCGUAACUGAUGUUUGAAACAAAAACGGUUUAAAGCCAUGAGA
Pocillopora verrucosa is the source of this 1405-nucleotide messenger RNA. NCBI's taxonomy places the organism in Eukaryota, Metazoa, Cnidaria, Anthozoa, Scleractinia, Pocilloporidae. The record is from RefSeq and is a predicted model, not a curated record.